AUGCUUACCCAGCCAGGGAGCCAGACAGAGAAGGUGGAGAAGUCUCUGAAAAGAGAAAAGCUCCGAGUCUCCAGCAAAUCUUGGCUGAGGCGGGCACGGUCACUGUCAGGCUUCAGCCCCCGCCGAGAGCGACACGGAGACCGCGAUGGCCACCUCGCCAGCCUGCUGCUGCUGCUGCUGCUGCCGCUGCUGAGCCAGCCCUGGCUGGGGGCUGGCGCUGACACACAGGCAGUGGUGUGCGCGGGCACUGCCUGCUACUCGGCCCACUGGGGCAAGCUUUCUGCCGCCGAGGCCCAGCAUCUCUGCAGCAAGGACGGGGGCAACCUGGCCACGGUGAGGACCGAGGAGGAGGCCCGGCACAUCCACCGAGCACUGGCCCAGCUCCUACAGCCUGGGGCGCCCUGGACAGGCAAGUUCUGGAUAGGACUCCAGCGAGAAAGGGGCAAGUGCUUGGACCCCAGGCUGCCCCUGAAGGGCUUCAGCUGGGUGGGCGGUGGGGAGGACACACUGUAUUCCAACUGGUACAAGGAGGCCAGGCACACUUGCAUCUCCAAGCGCUGUGUGUCCCUGAUGCUGGACCCGUCCGUCUCUUCCCUCUCCAGCCACCUCCCCAAGUGGUCUGAGGGCCCCUGUGGGAGCCCGGGCGCUCCUGUAAACAACAUCGAGGGCUUCGUGUGCAAGUUCAGCUUCAAAGGCAUGUGCCGGCCCCUGGCCCUGGGGGGCCCAGGCCAGGUGAACUACACCACUCCUUUCCAGGCCACCAGCUCCUCCUUGGAGGCUGUGCCCUUCGCCUCGGUGGCCAACGUGGCCUGUAGGAAUGGGGAUAAGAGUAAGCAGCAUUUCUUCCUGUGCAAGGAGAAGGCCACUGAUGUGUUCGACUGGGGCAUCUCGGGACCCCUCUGUGCCAGCGCUGAGUACGGAUGCAGCUUCAGUAACGGGGGCUGCCAGCAGGAAUGCUUGGAGGGGGAGGGUGGCUCCUUCCGCUGCGGCUGCCGCCCGGGGUUCAGGCUGCUGGAUGACCUGGUGACCUGUAUCUCCCGGGACCCUUGUAGCUCCAGCCCUUGCAGAGGAGUGGCCACAUGCGUCCCCGAGUCCCUCUGGAAAAACUACACGUGCCAGUGCCCCGAAGGCUACCAGCUGAACACGACUCAGCAGGACUGUGUAGAUGUGGACGAAUGCCAGGCCUCCCCCUGUGAACAGGAGUGUGUCAACACCCCUGGGAGCUUCCACUGCCAGUGCUGGGUGGGCUACGAGCCCAGCAGCCCCGGAGGGCAGGCCUGUCAGGAUGUGGAUGAGUGUAUGAGUCCCGAGGGCAGCCUCUGUGAAGGCUACUGCCUCAACACGCAAGGGUCCUUCCGCUGCACCUGCUUGCCAGGUAUGGAGCUGGCCCCCGACGGGGUCUCCUGUAUCACAGGCACCACAUCCCUGGGACCAUCUGCUGAGACCCCCCAGGAGCAGAACACAGGAGAUAGAGAAAGGAGCCUCAGGCCUUCUACCACAACCUCAAGUCCAACUGGGGGCCCUGAGGGCACUUCCAAGGUGGCAUCCACCAGGUGGAGACUCUUCCUUGAAUCCAAUGCCUCUAUCACCCCUACGUCACCCCAGUCUCUGGCCACCACUGGGUCCCCUGGAAUCUGGAUGGAGUACAGCAGCCAUCACCCCACAGCCACCACUGAUCACGAGGAGUCUACGGAUGGGGAUCUCAUUGCCCAACAAAAGAAUGACAGCCCUGACUGGCAAAAGCUGCUUUUGUUCUAUAUCCUCGGCACUGUGGCGGCCAUCUUACUCCUGCUGGCUCUGGCCCUGGGGCUGCUGGUCUACCGCAAGCGGAGAGCCAAGAGGGAGGAGAAGGAGAAGAAGCCCCAGAGCGCGGCAGACAGCUACUCCUGGGUUCCGGAGAGAGCUGAGAGCAGGGCCAUGGAGAACCAGUACAGUCCAACACCUGGGACAGACUGCUGAAGGUGGCCCCAGAGACACUGCCAGUCAGCUGCCACCAUCCUCAGAGCUCAGAUGGAGGGACCCACAUCCUUCUGAAAGACUGGACUGGAAUCUUAGCAAACAAUUGUCAACUUUCUCCUUAAAAGCCUGGCCACGUGGGACGGUCAGGUGUAUCCUAAAUGCGUGUGUUAUUCCCAGAGUGGAAGCCAUGGGUUGCGGUGUCAUGGCGGGGAAUUUUGUGAAUAUUAACAAUUGUCACUCAGUCUCCGUUUUCAAAUACGAAUACGAUUGAUUUCCUUUUUCUGCACUGGUUCUGGAUUAUGUCAGGUGCUAAUGGGCUUCUCUGCCCACUGGAGUCAUCGAAGAAGAAAAGGGGUCUGAUAAUGCUAACUAGUAUAAUGGGGACUAAGUAAAUUAUUGUUUAAUUAUGUAAGAAGUUAUUUUUUUUUGUCAAAGGGAACGUAUUUAGGACUGAAAACAUGUCUUUGCAUUUACAUUCAUGUAUUUUCCCAUCACAAGUCCUGCCGACCUCGAUGUUGUUGAAAUCCUCCACAGCGACCAGAAAUCCACUUAGUUAGCAAGGAGGUAGGGAGUUUAGAAAUCACAUGUCUCGUUCUUAAGUUUCUGAGAGUCUUGUCUUUAUUUGCUAGAAACUUGAAAAAUGUGGAUAAAGUUGUAUGAAGCGAGUUACAACGGUUUUGAAAAUAAUCAAAAGUGCUGAAGAGGGAGGCCAGGGUUUGUUCCGCAAACACUUGAAUCUAAUUUCAUCUAAAUGUUCUGAUGUGAACACAGACUUGACUGCGGAGGCGUUGAACACUCAUAGGAAAGACGUCAGGGGCAACCUGUCUCGAAGCCUGCGCAUCCCGAGACACCCGCCCUGCCCCGCGUCCCUGCCUUCACCUCAGGCAGCUCUGCAUUUCGGUGCUUUGACUGUAGAUGGAGGGCACCCUAGGGAGUCGUUCGCUCUGAUGGUUUCCAAAGGACACGUGAGGGAGAUGCCUUGCUGGCAUCAUAAAGCUUUUUAGCCCGGUUCACAGUCGACAUUAGCACAGUUCAGUCCUGACAACUUGAUCCUGAUGUGUGGCUGCAGCACACAGAAGGGCCGGGGGCCAGUCACGCACCAUGACAGUCCCCAUGCUGCUUCAGGAACUUGUAUCCUCUUUUUCUCUUUUUCUUAAAGAGGGAGUCUGGGGGAGGGAAAGAAGAGAGAAUAACUAAAAUCUCUUGCAACUAUAAAAACUGCUCAAAGCAACGUUAAUUUAUAUCCUCAUGUUCAAAGACUCACCUCGCCAAGAUUUCCCCUUGCGAUGUGGUCAGUACUGCGAGGUUCUGUCUGUGCAGCCAGAAAGCCGCUGGGAUGGUCAAGGCUGUUCCUGCUGCCUGAGGAGCUGUGAGGUCUCCAGCCCCUGGGGGUGGGGGCGGGGGCAGGUCAAGGCUGUGCCCGCUGCCUGAGGAGCCCUGGAAGGCCUCUGGCCCCUGGGGGCUGUCUGCUGCCACCACGCAGACAUCCAGAGGGAAUGGGCUUCCUUCCAGAGAUUCCAAACUCUGCCUCGCAGGAGGAGGGCAUCCCAUUGUUUCUGGUUUUGCCUUAGAAAUGCAACCGUCCCAGAGGUUAACACCUGGCCCUCAGAGUCCAGUACGCAUUUUUUUUUUUCCAAAUUUGAAAUGUAGGUGCUACACUUUAUUAUUUUUUUAAAGACCAUGGGAAACUGCAGGCGGUGUAAAAGGAAACAGGAAGGCUCCGUGGAGCCUAGCAGGCGCUUGGAAGUUCUGCAUUUUAGUCAGUUUUCACUUGGAGUAAGUGGUGUCUGACACUCUAGGAGACCAAAGCUGUGCCCCUUCAUCACAGGAGCCUGGCAGUCUCUUGUAUGGGAACCAACUGGUGAUUGAAAGGCUGUUGCUGACCAGUAUCUGCACUGACAUGAAAUAAAUGCAAAUUCAACAGCUUCCCCCUAGGUUUUUACAGUUUUUCUUUUCGUUUGGGAUGAAGGAGACGAUCUUACUCUGGGCUUUGCCCAAGUCCUCUGUGAUCCUGUGGGCCUUGAACUGGCUGAGGCUACUAACAUGCACUCUCAUUUCUGUGUUCGGUUCUUCUAGGGCCCCCAAGGGGCUAAAAGGGCUGAUAAAUAGCAGUUUCUCAGAAUCUGCUCUGGCUGAGUUGGCCCCCCAAAUGCCAGUGAGGUCUCUUGCUCUCACGCCACUGCCCACUAGCGGCCAAGAUCCUCGACCUGCAUUGACCUCAGGCAGAGAAACUGAUGAAACUACUGGCCUCAAACAGAUGCUUUAUUCCCCCCUUUAACACUGCUAUAAUUCCGCCUGAGUACUUGAAUCCUUGUACUGGAGAGCUCCGGGCCACGGCAGUGAAUACACAAGUGUUUGUGGGCUGUGUGGCCAUUGGUGAACUUCCCAUUUAUUCACAGGGGCCCAGGUGGCUCGGCCAUGACACAGCCAGAGAAGUGGAUGGGGCUGAGCAUGGGGAGAGGUGGCCCUGCCAUGUGCACACCCUCCAACCACGUCCCUGGGUGGGGACGGACCAGGUGCUGCUGUUUCUGACCUGCUGAGCAGCAGGACAAGUGAGACGAUGGGGAGAGGGAGAAGGGUCUACUUAGCAAAGGCUCAAAGGCGAUGGAGACUUUUGUCCAAAUAGUAUUUCCUAUAGUUCAAUCAUUUUAGGAAACCCUUGGAAAACCUAGAUCUGGGACAAACUUACUUCCUCUUACCUUUCACCUUCCAAGGCAGAUCAUUGAAAAGGGGGAGGACACCUUUAAUUAUGCACCUCACUAGGCCCAUUUUUUUUCUUUUAGGGACAGUCAUUGCUUCUUUUUCUUGUUUACUAUUUGUAGAGCCUGAUGCAAGAGGACAUUUCCCCCUCGGGAACCUGAGACGUGGAGGAAAUCGAGGGUGGGACAACUAUCCAACAAGGCCUAGGGGGUGGUGAUAAUGGUGAGCAGGACCCACCACUGCUCAGCAGUGCGGCCUCGAGGCACACGCAGCUGUUGAGGGCAGCUUGACCAUCGGAGUGGUGACACUGUGAUGUUACACAUCCACAUGGCGUUUUCCCAGCAGCAGUAAGUGGGUGAAUUAAGCAGUUUCUGAGUUGAGGGCAGGAGGACUCUGGGGUGCGGUCCCUGUCAGGCUUUGCAAGGCCAACUCGAGCCCUAAGUGUUAUUCAGUGGUAGCCUAGCAACCUUGGCAAAGGCUCCUCCUCCCAUCUUUUCAUGAUCAGGCAAACAAGUGGAAGCAAAAGUUAAGCGUGCGAUACCUGCUCACGUACAUCACGAAGGCGGACCUGAGGAGGGAAUGAAUCUCUUUUCUCUUAAACGCACAUGUGCGCGUCGCUGUUCUCGUUUAUGUUCUAAGCAUGAGCACCUGUCUGAGCCUGCUGUGCUGGCACCUGGCCUCCUCACGAGAGAUCUUUGAAGAAUAUGCAUUUCAGCAUUGGUUACUUUUACUCCAACUUUCUUGUCCAUAAACAUGUGAAAACUAAAAGAAAAGAGAUGAGAUCUGACAAAAAUAGUACAAACUUCAAAAUAAUGCAGUUUUUAAAGGCAAAUAUAGGAAAGCCUUUUGUGUUAUUUUUCUCCUGGACUUUGCCAUUGUCUGGAACAGGAAAACAGGAAAGCAAUGCUUUCUAGCAGCUGCAAAUCGUGUAAUGGCUCCACAUAUUUCCAUCACCUUAAACAAUAGGUCCAGUGUGGGAAUCUGAGAUAUGAGCCCCGGGCACAUCUGUUUCUGUCAGGCUGCAAAACCACUGCUUAGAUCUGUGUGGUUCAUGGAAUGAACAACAACAAAAAACCCAAAAAGAUAAUAAACAAAAUUCCCCACCUCCUGAUUUUGGGAACUAAUAUUAACUGAUGUGCUUUAAAAAAAUUGUGCUUUGGUCUGUUCUUAGCGUUAAUGCCCAUUUAUUUUAAGAAGCAACUCUAGAAUUUCUUUCUCGAAUAGUUUCUUUUAUCUGCAAAGUGGCAAGGGUUUCCUCCCCUCCCCACAGCAGAUUUUGUCCUCUGCUCCCCUGGGCUGAAGUUCUUUUUGCAUAUUUGGCUUAAGCUUGAACUAGAUUGUAUGCUGGGUCUUGUUCUGCUAUGGUAGGUGUGAUUGUAAAUGGCUAGUCACUUCAUGAAUGUUAAGUGAGAAUGUAAGUAGUUUUAAAUUCGUGUAUUUAAACUGUGUUCCACUAAUUCUGGAAUCCUGGGCUUUCAAUGCGGGGUUUAUUUUCAUCCCAGGCAUGAGUGCUUCGCAGGUUGGGGGGAGGGCACGCUUGAAUGGGGCACUGAUCCUCAGAACUCUGAGAAACUGAGCGGCAUCUUGGGUCAGCUUCAAACGGCAGGUUUGUUGUCUUUUGCACUUUGUAUCACACAACUAUUCUAAUAAAGUCUGAAAUAUG
Myotis lucifugus (little brown bat) is the source of this 6322-nucleotide messenger RNA. It is a transcript of the gene CD93, whose product is annotated as CD93 molecule. The record is from RefSeq and is a predicted model, not a curated record. The transcript has 3 exons. The coding region runs from base 1 to 1959 and encodes 652 amino acids. Lineage: Eukaryota; Metazoa; Chordata; Mammalia; Chiroptera; Vespertilionidae. Gene Ontology annotation, molecular function: calcium ion binding.